Messenger RNA from Ictalurus punctatus (channel catfish), 6323 nucleotides. It is a transcript of the gene cntn2, whose product is annotated as contactin 2. Bases 327 to 3452 code for a protein of 1041 amino acids. Lineage: Eukaryota; Metazoa; Chordata; Actinopteri; Siluriformes; Ictaluridae. Gene Ontology annotation, biological process: brain development; cell-cell adhesion. The transcript has 23 exons. Gene Ontology annotation, molecular function: cell-cell adhesion mediator activity. The record is from RefSeq and is a predicted model, not a curated record.
AGGAGGGAUAACGCUUUAGAAUAUGAAAGGCAGGGACAGAGAGAGGGAGAAAGCGUUAUCGUAAACGAGAUACCUUAGCGCGACAAGGCUGCAUAACAAAGCUCUGUCAGAAUAUCCAGAGCCGAGCCAUUACAUAGUACAGAUUAUUUUAUUAUCGCAGGCCGGUAGAUGCGCGCAGCGUCAUUCUCCUCUUUGCGCAAAUUACGCUGGACUGAGCGGAGUCACAACAGCAUCACCGAACAAGGAGGAAAAACUGCACCCUCAUCCCGAUUCCGAGCUGUUGAUUAAGAAUCCAUCUCUCACCUGGGUGUGGUCACAUAGGAAGGAUGAGGAGCCUAUUGUUUCUGCUAGCACUCUGCUCACUGGCUUUGAGCUACACUGUGGGUAGGGACGUGUGUGUUUCGGGUCAUGACAGCGGGCCAGUGUUUGAAGAACAGCCAUCCAGCCUCAUUUACCCAGAGGGGCUGCCUGAGGGCAAAGUGACAAUGAAUUGCCAGGCAAGAGCCAGUCCUGCAGCCUCCUACAGGUGGCGUGUUAAUGGAACAGAUGUGGCAAUAGGAGAUGACUCUCACUACACUCUGGUGGCAGGGAACCUGGUGAUCAAUAAUCCCCAACUUGGCCAUGAUGCUGGCUCAUACCAAUGCCUUGCCAUUAACCGCUGUGGCACCAUUGUUAGCCGAGCAGCUAACCUUAAAUUUGGCUAUCUCCACGAUUUCCCCUCAGAGAGCAGGAGUCCUCAGACUGUUUAUGAGGGAGUUGGGACUUUUCUGGCUUGCCAACCUCCAGCUCACUACCCAGCUCUCUCCUAUCGCUGGAUCCUCAACGACUUCCCUAGCUUUGUCCAGCCAGACGGGGGAAGGUGGUUUGUGUCCCAGGUGACAGGCAACUUGUACCUGUCUAACGCCAGAGCCAAUGACACUGGCAACUACUUCUGCCUCACCACCAUUAACAUGGACAUUACCACUAAGAGCACAUUCAGCAAAGCCAUUCAGCUCACAGUGCAGUCUGACGCUAACCCCAGGAAGUCAGCCCCGAACAUCCGUGUGCGUUUUCCCUCUGAGACGUACGCCUUGGCAGGUCACACCACACAAUUGGAGUGCUUUGCCUAUGGAAAUCCUACACCUAAGUUGCGCUGGAGGAAAGUGGAUGGUGUUUUACCCUCCAAGGUUGGAGCUAGUGCAGAUAGCCCCAUCCUGACCAUUCCUGACCUAAGCUUUGAUGAUGAGGGCAUGUAUGAAUGUGAGGCUUACAGCUCAGAGGGACGGGCUACGCACCAGGGUCGCAUCUCGGUCCAAGCCCAACCGGAGUGGCUCCAGGUGAUGAGCGAUUCUGAGGUGGAAAUCAGCUCAGAACUACGCUGGAGUUGUGUGGCUGCAGGAAAACCAAGACCAUUAAUAAACUGGCUUCGCAAUGGACUACCUCUUAGCACACAGGAUCGUGUGGAGGUGAGCAGUGGUCACCUAAAAAUCAGCAACUUGGCACUGGACGAUUCUGGGAUGUACCAGUGUGUGGCUGAGAACAAACAUGGCACCAUCUACUUUAAUGCAGAACUCCGAGUUCAAGUCCAGGCUCCAGAUUUUAGGCUGAACCCAGUGAGAAAGCUGGUCCCUGCUGCUCGUGGAGGCCAGGUGAAGAUGGAGUGUAAACCACGCGCUGCUCCUAAACCCUCGCUCUUCUGGAGCCGUGGCACCGAGCUCCUCACCAACAGCAGCAGGAUUACAGUCACACCGGAUGGGGUUCUGUGGAUCUAUAACAUCAGCCGUGCAGAUGAAGGAAAGUACACAUGCUUUGCUGAGAAUUACUUGGGCAAAGCCAACAGCACUGGCCAUCUAUCAGUCAGAGAUGCAACCAAGAUUACAUUGGCACCUUCCAAUGCUGACAUCAACCAGGGGGAUAAUGUCACCCUACAGUGUCACGCAUCACAUGAUCCAACCAUGGACCUCACCUUCACGUGGUCCCUCAAUGGGGUUCUGCUAGACCUUGAGCAACCAAACGGACACUACCAUCGUAUGGAUGGGAAAGAAAGCAUCGGUGACCUGGUCAUCAUGAACACCCAGCUGAGCCAAGCAGGCAUCUACACAUGUUCAGCGCAGACGGUUGUAGACAGUGCAGUGGCGUCUGCCAAGCUGGUUGUUAGGGGCCCUCCGGGGCCCCCUGGAGGUUUGGUGGUUAAGAAUGUGAAUGAAACAUCACUAGAGUUGAGGUGGAGUCGUGGCUAUGACAACCACAGCCCCAUUGGGAAAUAUGUCAUCAUGGGCCGCUCUGAGCACACACAUGACUGGAGGAGAAUGAGGACAGAACCCCCUAAUAUUGAGGGCAAUGCUGAAUCUGCACGUGUGAUUGACUUACGACCCUGGAUGGAAUACCAAUUCCAGGUCAUUGCCAGCAACAUUCUGGGUAGUGGGGAACCCAGCAUGCCUUCACAUACCAUUCGCACCAAACAGGCAGCACCAACAGUGGCACCUAGUGGUCUGAGCGGAGGAGGAGGAGACCGUAAUGAGCUCAUCAUCACAUGGACACCCAUGGCCAGAGAAUAUCAGAAUGGUGAUGGCUUUGGCUACAUCUUGGCAUUUAAGAAGUUGGAGGCACCAACAUGGAUGGUGGUGCGUGUUCCUAAUGUGGAGUCUUCCCGCUAUGUCUACAGUAACCAGAGUCUCACGCCAUACUGCCCCUUUGAAGUUAAAAUCAAAGCCUACAACAGGAAAGGCGAAGGCCCUUUCAGUCAGACAGCCACUGUGCACUCGGCUGAAGAGGAGCCCACAGUGUCACCCCGCAAGAUCAAUGCAUCAGCUUUAACAGCUUUUGAGAUCCAAGUCUCUUGGGAACCCAUCCAGCAUUUAAGCAGCAAUGGCGUACUGCGUGGCUAUGAGAUCCGAUACUGGAGGCAGCAUGAGAGGGAAGCUGCAGCAGACCGUGUGCGAACAGCUGGCCUGGAGAAUACAGCACGGGUGACUGGAUUAAGACCGAACACACUUUAUCACAUCACUGUUCUGGCCUAUAACAGUGCUGGCACUGGGCCGCCCUCUCCACGCACAACCGUCAUCACCAAGAAACCCCCCCCUAACCGUCCCCCAGGGAAUAUCUCAUGGAAGACGGAUGGUUCAUGGGUAACAGUGAGGUGGGAUCAUGUUAAAUCUAUGGACAAUGAGUCUACAGUGCAGGGCUACAAAGUUCUAUACAAGCAUGAGGGGCAGUCAGCUCUAAAGGUGUUAGACAAAGGCAAGACAUCAGUUAAUCUUCCACUACCCAAAGAUAAUGGCUACGUGGUCCUGGAAAUCCGAUCUUGGGGAGAGGGAGGUGACGGGGCAGCUCACGAGAUCAUAGUGUCUCGAGAUUCAGGAACUGGGAUGAUGGUUCAGAAAAACAGUGUGGAAAUCCCCAGAUCCUUCAGCUCAUUAUUUUUUCUCUGGCAUGCUAUGGUUCUUACUGUGACUGGCUUGUCUGUACUGUGAUCAGCCAGUGCAAAAGUUCUUUCCCAGUAAUACCCCACAGAUAUUGGCUGGGUACUCCCCAGGUGGGGUGUGACUUUAGGCAGUGGGGUUUCCGAGUAGGGAGGUUAGGGUGUUGGGGGAGGGUGAGUGCCUGGGGUUUUAGUAAUAAAUAUGACAAACAGUAUUUGUUUUACUCUUUUGUAUAAAAAAAAUGAUUUUUAACAAGAACAACUUGUGUUGUAAACCUUGCCUUGUGUGCAAAAUCAGUAAAUAUCUUGAUUGCCUGGAAUCGGUCAGUGACAUUUCAGCUGGUACUGGGUUUUCAAUUUUAGUCAUCAUUAUACAUAGGUAAUAACAGGCACAUAGAUUUCAACAGGUCAAGAUCAAUAUACUUGGUGCUUUACACACAAUGGGUCUCAUUUGUCAAUUCUUCAGUGAAGUUGUGUGUAAAUAUUUUCAUAAGGCAAACUGAACUAAGUGAGUGUUAUAGGAAGCCCACUACUAUAGAUGGCCCACUAGGGAUUAUACAGCACAUUGCAUCUUGAGACAUACCAGAUUGGUCAUUUAUUGGGCCUUACUGUCUCUAAUAAAGUAUUGCAUACCAUUAAAAAUAGAUGUUGUGGAAAACAGAACCAGCAUGUAUAUAAAGUUUUUUCAGCCCAUCCUCCUUUCAUUACAGCAGCAUUCUUAAUUGACUGACUGGUUUUAUUUGUCUUAAUUUAUGUAUUUAUAUUGGCUUGCUUUUUUUUAAUAUUCAGUAUUUCUUUAGUUGAUGCCAUUAAUAUAAAAUGACUGGGUUUCACAAAAUGUAUUACAUUUGUGUGUAAUUGAAAUACAAAAGUUAUUUAACCUUUACAGCAUAAUCUGUAUAUAAAAGUGCAGUAACUUGUCGUGUUUUAUAUGAUUUGAAGCUAAUCAACUGAGAUUUACAUUAGUUAGUCUUCUUAUGUGUUAAUUUACAUAAAUUUAAGAGCAUGUGCUGGAUACAAAUAUUCUUUCUAAAUUAUGGGAUUUUCAUGAUGACCAAAUGUGCUGUGUAAAUUCUCGCACAAAUUACUUACAAAUAAAUCCAUUCAUAUCCAACUUGAUAAAUGAGGCCCGAUGUUAGGAUAUGUUCAUCAUAGUAUUCUGACACCAUGUGAAUCACCAAGUAGAAAAAAGCUUCUUUUUUUAAAUAAGUUGUUGCCAGUGUUUGGCAGCAUGAGGAUUGUAUCUAAAUGAGGAUUUGAAUGAAAGUUUAGUUUUUCUUUAGCUAAAAAUUGUAUACAGUGUUUAGUGUCUGUAUACUUCUGAAAUAUUGUAGCGUCAAUACAGACUCAACAGCAUCAUCUUUUUCUUACAGUAUGCACCCAAGUGUGUGAGGAUGACUGGUUUAGGAUAAUGGUUGCCAUAGACAGCGGUUAAACAAAAUAUUGUCUGAUAAUAAAGGCGGUAUGGCUUAUGGGGUUAUCUUCAUAUAUCAGGGUUAUUUCAUUUUCAAAGCCAUUAUUAUCAUUGUUUCUCUAUCAAGCGUUAUGUAAAAGAAUAAUCAGUAACCAGAAAUUAAGUAUUUGUCGGAAAUCCAGUAAAAAGUCCAUGGAGGCAGAUGUUAUGCAGUGGGUAAGAUUGCACUUUGGUUAAUCAUCUUACUGUGGUAAUAUUUAUGGCAGUAUUUUUCCUCUUAUGCAUGUGCAGUAAAGAUUUGUACAUGCAUGGCCUAGUUAUUAUGAAAGAUUUACAGCCAAAUUGGCAAAAUUUACAUUUUUGUUAUUUACCAAUAUCUAGAGUAGGAAUACACCCAGUAUAAUGUCGCCAGAGCAGGAUUUGUAUUAUCCAAGUGUGUGAUACUUAUCUACACCUUCUACGUUAUAGAUAUAGUACUUUUAUUUCCCAGUGAUGCCUUUGUUAUUGCAACAUAACAAAGACAAUCUUUGCCUUUUUAAUUUUUCUAUGUUAUUACAUUUACUAAGGAUAUGAGCUAUAGAUACACUUAUACAGAUUAAACAAUUUACAAUUAAACACAUUAGCAAAUAUAAUAUAAUAUAAACCUAAUAUAAACCCUGUUCCUGUCCCUGCAUAAAUACUGGCUGUUGGUUUUUUGUUUUUUGUUUUUGUUUUUUUAAUUUAAUCUAAUUAAUUCUGGUUUUUGGAAACUUGAAUGAUCAGGGCAGUCAUGAUCCACACAAAUGCACACAGUAUAAAAUGUUUAACUGGAAAAAAUGGUACGAUAUUCAUCUUCUGUGUCAGGUUUACCACAACUUCUUUGUCUAGUCAUAUUCACUCAAACAGACAUUUGUCAAAUCUUCCUAUUGUUUUAAACUUUACUUUCACUCACUGUUUUCAAAAAAUAUUAACCACAAAUAAAUCCAUUACAGAAGAUUGCAUUGUCUGAAAGUCAGUAGUAUUAUAGAAUUUCAUCAAACACAGGGAUGCAUUCUUCCUACUGCUCAUCACUUUUUGAUAUUCACAUUUUGUCAAGUUGUGCUUUAUUUAUUUUGAUAUUCCUCCUUCUGUAUAAUGGCUCAUUACUAAAUGUUGCAAAAAUAUUCUUGCUUGUUUUAAAUAUUCUAUAUCCUAUUCAUUGAUAGCCACACCAUUUGUGAGACAGCAGGGACCAAGUACUAAAAUCACCAGAGCUUAGACAAAAUAUAAUCUUAUAUUUGAGAAAGUCUCCUGAGAUUUUCCAAAAAUUCCAAAAAUUGUAAUUAAAUGUGCAGUAAGCCUCAUGCAUUGCAAAAAACAAUGGUUGCCGUUCAAUAAAAGGAAUCAACUUUCAUGUUUAAUGCCACUUAAGGUUAGAUUGGGUUACCUUUUUAAACUAUCAUAUACUGUAAAUGUCUGGUUGAACCUGUCCAAUGUGAAUUGAAUGAGCCUUUCAUCAAAUGGAACUUGUAAAUAUUCUUCAAUAAAUAC